This is a messenger RNA of Diachasma alloeum, 1126 nucleotides long. Its product is annotated as aprataxin and PNK-like factor. NCBI's taxonomy places the organism in Eukaryota, Metazoa, Arthropoda, Insecta, Hymenoptera, Braconidae. Gene Ontology annotation, biological process: double-strand break repair. The coding region runs from base 167 to 1057 and encodes 296 amino acids. The record is from RefSeq and is a predicted model, not a curated record. Gene Ontology annotation, molecular function: DNA-(apurinic or apyrimidinic site) endonuclease activity; 3'-5' exonuclease activity. Gene Ontology annotation, cellular component: nucleus; site of double-strand break. The transcript has 4 exons.
AUGACACUACAGAAACCGAAAAAAAUCAUAAUCUUCUAUUGUUUCUGUCAAUUCAGUUCAAUGAAAAAUUCACCGUCAUCUUAAUUGAUUAAAUUGAUUGAUAAAAAUUGAAAAAAAUUAUAUUGUCAUCGCAAAAUUCACGGUGGAAAACUAAGUAAUUAAAGAAAUGGAGGGGAAACACAACGACAGUAAUAAAAAACGAAAGCCAAGAUCAUCUAGUGCAGCACCAGCGGAGAAACGAAGACGCGCAGAAAAUAAAGAAACUCCAACCCCGAGUUGUUCCCAGAAUACGAAAGACACAAUUUCCACGAGCAGUCAAAAUACAAUAGCAUCGAAUAAUGGAAGUCCCUCAAAUGUAAACAAAAAUAAUAGCGGAAAUGAUAGUAAAAAAGAUACGAGUAAUUCACAACAGUCUGAGCAUUCAUUAAAUGACCCACCCAGUCAAGACACGAGAACGAGCUCCAGUGAUGAGCCAGAGCCAACCCCUCCGAAAACUAGUCAAGACACUGAUGCUUCCCCCACUGCAACGCAAUCCGUGGAGGCCGUGGUCUGCACCAAGAUCCCAAGCACAGAGAAAACUCCAGAGAAUCCACCCAAAGAGGACAAUGGAAAAAGGAUAAAGUUCAGUGAUCAGAACCGAUCGAAGAAGGGAAGUAGUGAUGACUCAAUUCAUCAGGAUGAUCCCCAGACGUCUGGGAGAAUCACAGAGAACGCAAGAAGACGAAGAUGCAUUUAUGGUGCCAAAUGUUACAGACGAAGUUCUGAUCAUCUAGCAGAAUUCAGUCACCCAGGGGACGAAGACUACGAGUUGAAAGAUGAACGCCCAGAGUGCAAAUAUGGCUCGAAAUGCUACAGAAAGAACGCCAAACACUGGAAGGAGUUCAAGCACACGAAGACUCAAAGAAAACGCUCCACAACUCCUGUCAGAUCCCAGCGUUCAGACGACUACUCCGAUGCCUCCUCAGCGGAGGAAUCCGUAGAUGAGUCUGAAUACGAUCCUUCGGGAUUCGAGGAGAGCACAGACGACGAGGGCGAGGAGUACGAGAGUGACUUUUGAAGACUAUAAGAAAAGUUUUUUAUUGUAAAAAAAUCUUACAUCUUGAAAUAUGAAUGAUUUUUAGCAAUA